AAAGCACAACAAAGCACACAGAAUCUCCUCUCCUUGCCUGUUAACUGCAAGUGCCGAGCAUCAGAAAGCACAGGCUUCUUUCCUACUGCUGCUGCCAGCUGUGCUCCCACACCUCAGCAGAUGGCACUGUCACAUCAGCCUGUGCACAGGAAAGAAGCAGCGCACAGAUUGUGUUUUCACAGAAUCACGGAACCGUUUGAGUCGGAAAGGACCCUUAAAGGCCUCCUGGUCCAGCUCUCCCGCAACAAACACGGAUACCUACAGCUGGCUCAGGCCACUCCGAGCGCCGUCCGGCUCGACCCCUCCGAGCCUCCUGGCGGGGCCGCGGCCGGGAGGAGCCCGGUGCCGCCUCCCUCCGUCCGUCCCUCCUUCCCGCCCAGCCUCCGGCGCUGCCUCCCCACCACAGAGCUGGGGAUGGCGGGGCUGGCCGUGGCGCUCUGCCUCGCCGCCGCCGCCGCGGUCUGCCUGCUCCCGGCGCAGGGCCGGGAGAGCGACGCGGGAUGGACUCAGCAGAAGUAUUCUCACCAACCAAGUAUUUUACAUCCGGAUGCCAUCCAAAGUGUUGCAGAAAAAACAGAUGUGAAUGAAAUGUGGGAGAAUGACUUGCUGCCCAUCCUGAUAGAAAGAUACCCAGGGUCACCAGGAAAUCACGCCGUAAGGCAGCACAUCAAGCAGCGCCUUCAAAGUCUCCAGGCCGGUUGGGAGAUUGAAGAAGACACCUUUCAGAAGUACACACCCUAUGGAUAUCAAACGUUUUCAAACAUCAUCAGCACUCUCAACCCUUCUGCAAAGCGCCACCUGGUCCUCGCUUGCCACUACGACUCAAAGUUCUUUGGCCCACAGUGGCAUGGAAGAGUGUUUGUGGGAGCAACUGACUCGGCUGUGCCCUGUGCCAUGAUGCUGGAGCUGGCACGUGCCCUGGACAACGAGCUUCAGUCCAUCCAGACAAGCUCAACAUCAAGACCGGACCUUUCCCUUCAGCUUAUCUUUUUUGAUGGAGAAGAAGCUUUUGUUCGAUGGUCCCCAACUGAUUCCCUCUAUGGGUCUCAACACUUGGCUCAAAAGAUGGUAUCAACUCCACAUCCACCGGGCUCAACCACCACAAAUCAACUCCAGGGCAUGGACCUACUGGUACUACUGGAUUUAAUUGGCGCACCAAACCCUGUCUUCCCCAAUUAUUUUCCAAACACAAGCCGAUGGUUUCAGAGGCUUCAAGCAAUUGAGCAGAAGCUGCACAACAUGAAUCUGUUGAAGAAUCACCUUGAUGAAACACAGUAUUUCCAGAACAACGUGCAUCAAGGCUUGGUUGAAGAUGACCAUGUUCCAUUUUUAUUGAGAGGGGUUCCAGUCCUACAUCUGAUCCCGUCUCCUUUUCCUGAAGUAUGGCACACUAUGGAGGACACUGAAGAAAACCUUGACCAAACCACUAUUGAGAACCUCAGCAAAAUCCUUCAGGUGUUUGUGCUGGAAUAUCUAAACCUGUGACGCGUUGGCUGCAAAUCUUACUUUGUUUUAAAUGUUGUUUGCUCACCUUCUGUUAUUUAAUUACAUCAGAGAGCACCGAAGCAAAGCAAAAUACGGCAAUAGCUCUUGUUACACUGAUUACUGAUUCCACUGUCCCUGGCUCAACGUUCCAUACAAAGAAAUUUCAGGUAGCAUUAAAUAAGCACUAGUUUCAGCCCAGAAAUAAUUUGACCUUUCAAUGUCUUGCCUCUGAAUAAACCAAAAUACAAUUCCAGAGCUUUCCCACACUGUUACCUGUGUUUUAAAGAAAGGAUUCCUGAAUCUGAGCAAAAUAUUUACAAACAUAUUCUAAAGUUGCAACAGAAACUUGUAUUUACAGCAACACCAACUCGUCAAGAGUUACUAUUACAUGACAGCCUGAAAAUGGAAGUUGAUCUGCCUUUGGUGCAUUCUGUGUUUCCCACCAUUUUCCUGUGUGUGAGAAAUGUUUCUUCUGCGUAUGAAAAUGGCUAAGUAGAACACAAAUAAAGUUCUAAAAACGGGUCA
Coturnix japonica (Japanese quail) is the source of this 2010-nucleotide messenger RNA. The record is from RefSeq and is a predicted model, not a curated record. Lineage: Eukaryota; Metazoa; Chordata; Aves; Galliformes; Phasianidae.